AUGAGCGACAGCGCAUUAGCGGCCAAACGCGGCGCCCAAUUGUGGGACAACAGUCCCGACUCUCUAUUACAUACUUGUAUCCGAUAUGUGCUCAGAGAGGGCUUACGGUCCGUGUCUUUGCCGCGAGAGAUCUGUGAUCUACUCAUUCAUGUCUAUCGCGAGACACAUAUGAAUGACAGCGAACUCAUGAACGACUCGUUGCCAAAGUUUUUGUCCCAAUUUCGGGCGAAUAAUAGCCGCGUAUGUGUGGCCAACUUUGCCGACCUGUCCAUCAAUGACGAGACAUUGGAAUGGUUUCUUGAGGAGCACUCGAAGUCUAUCACUCACUUGGAUGUGUCCAACUGUCGUCAGCUAACGAGUCGGGCCUUAACGCUCAUCAAUACAGCGCUCACCCGUGUUGUAGACCCGUGUCAUCCGUCGCCCCUCCGGACACUCAUUAUUGGCCGCUCAGCGCAUAUACUGUCCGACUUUGAGAAGUUCUCAUCCAAUAGUUAUCUCAUUAACCCAUUGUUAACAAUACGUAAACUAGUGAUACACGAGUGGAACCCAAUCGACGCGUCCGCUCAUUAUCUCAAGUAUUUAAUUAACUCUGAAAUGAAACACACGUUACAGUACUUGGACUUAAGUAAUGGCAGCGCAAUCGGUGACGGCUCACCACUGGAACAGUUGCGGACAUUGAAAACAUUGAUUCUAUACAACUGUCCGGAACUACAUCUAGUUAUCAAUAAUAUCGUGAAGAUUAAGACUUUACGUUGUCUCGACAUUUCAGCGACUGAUGAAGACUGUGGACACGUAUAUGAAGAGCCGAACACACAGUUGGCACUUAUAGUGAACUCUUUGCCCGAAUUGACACGACUGGACAUAUCGGGCACUAAUCUCGCCGGUGAUCAUUGCGAAUUCUUCCCGGGAUUAGUUUUACGAAACAAAACACCAUUUGAUUUUUUAGGACUUUAUAAGACGGCCAAUGAGGCGGCCUAUAGGCGCGCAAUACCCGCCCAUUCAGUUUCGGGCGCCGCCACUGAAGAGCAGAUACUGACUGCUUGUGAAGCUUAUAUCGAUAGAGUCGAGUUCUUGAGGCAUACACUCACUGAUAUGUUCAACUGUUUCCGUAUUGAACAUGAGAAGAAGAUCCAGAACACGGCCUUCGGUUUGCUCUAUCGAAUCGUUAAAUCAGACGAAGCGAAACAUAAGUUCAAUAUUAAAUUUAAGCGAUUUAUUAUCACUAAACUUGUGGACGCUAUGUAUGAACACAGAGAUGACACGAUUAUCUUUGAAUUCUCGCGUUUAGCUGAGAUUCUGUUGCAUAUUGUGACCACCCAUUUGGACGACGAAUUCCUGAGUCUAAUGAUGGCUUUUUUGGAGGCACUCGUGUGUUUGGUCGGCAAUGACCAGACUAUUAGCCAUUAUUUAUCGACCAUUAGGGUUGCCGGCGAUUUGGGAGCGAUUGAAAAAAUGCUGUCAUUAAUCGAUACGAGACUCGCGAGGAAUAUAUGCGACGAAAUAAUGGAGACGGCGUGGAGUGUAUUGGGGAACGCGACCACCAGUAAAGUGAAUUGCGAUCGUUUUCUUAAUCAUAACGGAAUUGAGUACUUCAUGUCGUGUUCGCACACCUUUCCCAACAGCUAUGAGUUGUUGAGGAAUAUGACGGAAGUGUUGGCAAACGUGGCCCAAACCGAUAUACUGCGGCCCCGACUAAUGAACGCUCAAUAUAUUACACGGUUUGUAGAACUGUUGGACACCGAGUCGGACGACAAUGGCGUGAGCUAUAAUGCGGCCGCAAUUCUCUCGCAUAUCGCCUCUGACGGCGAGUAUAAGUGGCGACAGAUAUUACCAUUGGAAUGCAGUCGAGACCAUAUGUUGAACCGAAUGGGAGCCGCCAUUAGCCGAUGGAAGAUCAACUCCAAGAGAAAUAUCAACUUCAGAUUCUUUGAAUCGAUUCGACGUUUAUUAAGGCCAGGCAUACCAUCGGAGGCUCAGUAUUGGCCGGUCUGGGCGUUGGCUAAUCUGACUCGAGUCCAGAGUCAACAAUAUUGCCCACUCCUGGAGUAUUAUAACGGGCUUAAAGUUUUGGAAAAGUUGGCGGACAACGAGUCAACUCCCCCUCACAUCAAACACUUGUCGUCUCUAACUCUAUAUCAAUACGAUUUGUUCGCAAAAACGGGUCAUUUGAAGGCACUCGAGGACAGCCAAGACAUGGAAAUACCGGCCGAUUAUGUGAGACAAUCUCACCGAUAGUUAAGAGCGAAU
Molecule: messenger RNA, 2247 nt
Organism: Medioppia subpectinata
Lineage: Eukaryota; Metazoa; Arthropoda; Arachnida; Sarcoptiformes; Oppiidae
Source: the annotation of a GenBank genome assembly